ACCAAAAAAGUGAUCAAUUUCAAUUCGACAACAUUGGCAGUCAUCUUUAGCACCGCGCGCGCGGACGUGAGAGCAGAUUGGGACAUUUGCGCCAAGGAGUAUUUUGGUGUUUGGGCUCACGUUGGUUAUUUUUAUUUAAUUUAUUUAUUUCUCGAAUUAGUUUUAAGCAUUUUGUAGCCUACCAUUUGGCGUACCCAGCCUCCUGGAUAUUCUUUACAGAAAGUGGAUACGAAGAGGAAAAUCACCAGGUGUGUUUUAGCUCGCCGGGGAGACUCGGACUUUUCGGCCGUUACCCCUCACGAGCUCUUAGAAUGAUGUCAUACCUCAAACAGGCCCCGUACGCCGUGAACGGCCUGGGGCUCGGGGGCGCGCCCAUGGAGCUCCUGCACCCUUCCGUUGGGUAUCCGGCUAAUCCCCGGAAGCAGAGGCGGGAGAGGACCACGUUCACGCGCACGCAGCUCGACAUCCUGGAGUCUCUGUUCGCCAAGACGCGUUACCCUGACAUCUUCAUGCGCGAGGAAGUGGCUCUGAAGAUCAACCUGCCGGAGUCCAGAGUACAGGUGUGGUUUAAGAACCGGAGAGCCAAGUGCAGGCAGCAGCAGCAGAGCAGCGGGAGCAGUAACAGUGGAAACAGCGCUAAAAUCCGCCCUGCGAAGAAAAAAGCCUCUCCAUCACGCGAGAGUCCCGGUUCCGAGAGCAGCGGCCAGUUCAGUCCUCCAGCCGUGUCGAGCACCAGCUCAUCCUCAUCAUCCUCCUCGUCAUCCUCUUCAAAUUCAAACCUUGGUGGACUGGGCAUGACCAGCAGCUCCGCCUCUGGGGCCACGCCUGUGUCAUCUAUCUGGAGCCCCGCCCCUAUAUCACCCCUUCCGGCUCCUCCCUCCGUCCCAGAUCCCGCACCUCCUACCAGUGCGUCCUGUAUGCAGCGUGCGGUGUCAGGAAGUGGAGGGCCAGCCGGAGUAGCCUCCUACCCCGUGUCCUACAACCAGACGCCCAGUUAUGCCCAGAGUUACCCCAGCACUGCGUCCAGCUCGUAUUUCGGAAGCAUGGACUGUAGCUCCUACCUGGCACCCAUGCACAGCCACCACCCGCAUCACCCUCAGCUCAGCUCCAUGGCGGGUAGCGGGGUGUCUGGACACCACACGCACCCGCAUCACCCUCACCACCUUGGGCAGAGCAACGGGCACCACCACCCUCACCAUCACCCGCAUGCACACACACACCAGGGCUACGGCGGCGCGCCGCUGCCCUUCACCUCCACAGACUGUGUGGAUUACAAAGACUACAAAGACCAAGCUGCCUCACCAUGGAAACUAAACUUCAGUGCAGACUGUUUGGACUACAAAGACCAGGCGGCUUGGCGCUUUCAGGUCCUGUGAGAAGUUGUUGUUGUUUUUUUAAAGCAUUUUUAGUUUCGUUUAGAAAGCCACCACACCAUGAGUAUAGAACAAAUAUCUCAAAACUGUGCUCUAAAGACUUUUUAAGGAGCCAUUUGGGAAUACAAAAACUGGAUGUCAAGGGGGAAAUCUUCUAAAGGAGGAGAUAGACUACUCCAGACUGGUGUUGCAGGAUUAAUCCCAUGCCAAAGGUCUUUGGCUAUCAGCUCUGAUGUCUGUCUGCCUUUACGCCUUAAACAAGCGGAUCCUCUGCAGACUUUUCCGGUCUCUAGCCCUCGCCAGUUCGCGAGGGGAAAAAAAGAAAUACUGUCAUUUCCUCCGGACACGUAACCUGGUUUGGACGUAAUUGCGUAUUUGAAAGACUAAACAAGAUCCACAAACCUCCUUGCCUUCCUCAAUCCACUGCGACUCGCUGCACUUGGACUUCUUGGGUGUCUAUGAAGGCGAUAAAUAUCAAAUAAAAUGAUACGAUGCGAUUGUCCUGCAACAGAGAAAACAAAAAUGUGAACCAAACUUGUUUCCUGUGAAAUGUUCAAAAAUGAGCUGAUACUUCUUCUUCUUUUUUUCUUUUUUUUUUUUUUGCAUUACAUUCAUUAAAUAAACUAUGUUUUAAAUCAAAAUGAAUGUUUUCUUUUUUAUUCUAUAUCGACUUAAGAAUGACCACCACCACAUAGAUUUGAUUUAAACGCACGGUGGAUUAGCGGUUAGCACGUACGCCUCACGCCUCCAGGGUCGGGGGUUCGAUUCCCACCGUGGCCCUGUGUGUGCGGAGUUUGCGUGUUCUCGCCGCGCUGCGGGGGUUUCCUCCGGGUACUCCGGUUUCCUCCCCCAGUCCAAAGACAUGCAUGGUAGGCUGAUCGGCGUGUCUAAAGUGUCCGUAGUGUAUGAAUGGGUGUGCGUGUGUGUAUGUGAUCGUGCCCUGUAAUGGACUGGCACCCGGUCCAGGGUGUACCCCGCCUUGUCCCCCAUGCUCCCUGGGAUAGGCUCCAGGUUCCCCGUGACCCUGAAAAGGAUAAGCGCUAUAGAAGAUGGAUGGAUGGAAACAAAAAACAUAUAAAGGUGCUUUUCAAUAUUCUGCACUGAAAUUGCACGUGACUCUGUAGAGAAUCCCAAACCACACACUACCACACUAAAUAAUCUCAG
Ictalurus punctatus (channel catfish) is the source of this 2537-nucleotide messenger RNA. RefSeq names its product orthodenticle homeobox 2a (gene otx2a). The coding region runs from base 312 to 1376 and encodes 354 amino acids. Gene Ontology annotation, cellular component: nucleus. Gene Ontology annotation, biological process: multicellular organism development; regulation of transcription by RNA polymerase II. The record is from RefSeq and is a predicted model, not a curated record. NCBI's taxonomy places the organism in Eukaryota, Metazoa, Chordata, Actinopteri, Siluriformes, Ictaluridae. The transcript is spliced from 4 exons. Gene Ontology annotation, molecular function: RNA polymerase II cis-regulatory region sequence-specific DNA binding; DNA-binding transcription factor activity, RNA polymerase II-specific.